UUUUUUUUUUGAAAGUGACUCAUGAGAGUUCUAGAGUUGCAAUAAAGAUACAUGGAUUUUAAAUAAGAAAUUGGAGCAUGAGAAACUUUAUACAUACACAUCAUCUAUACAUCUGUUAUUGACAAUCCUCACAGGAGAAAGAGAAGUGGGUGCAAACCAAACACCGCAUAAAGAGAAUGUCUUCUAUGAAUAUAUUCACCCCCAUUCCACUCACCAGUGGCUCCCGGAAUCCAACCAACUAUUUUCCCCGGCUGCAACGACCCAACUCAGUGCUUUUCGCGGUGAAUUCACCACCACCACCACCACCAUCUCCUCCUGAAAUAGAGCUCGAGUUCAUUGGGCCAAAGGGGGAAGGUGAUCUGGAUAAAGCAAAAGCGAUCAGCGGAGCGAAGCUGUUGAGGAACAUCAUGUUGGAUAACAAGAUCGAGCUUUAUGCCACUUAUGGGAAGUUGAUGAACUGUGGUGGAGGUGGUAGCUGUGGAACUUGUAUCGUAGAGAUUAUUGAAGGAGACGAUCUUUUAAAUGAAAGAACAAAUACUGAACUCCGAUAUCUUAAGAAGAAACCGGAAUCUUGGAGGUUGGCUUGUCAAACUAUUGUUGGAAACAAAGAAAACUGUGGCAAGGUUGUUGUUCAAAGGAUUCCUCAGUGGAAGAAGUAACACACCAAGCCAAGCAGCGCAUCUUGGAUUUUAUCCAGUUGACCAAUUGGAAGCUUAUGGCAUACAUCAAAUAUAAACUCUCUCAGGAAGCAUUUUUUAUGUGAUACAAAUCCUCAAUUAAAAGUUAUUUGAUGAUCACAUGAUUUUUUAAAAGAACAUUGAUUUUGUGUUUCGAUCGAUGAAGACAACUUAUGGUUCGAUCUAAUUAUUAAGAUUUAUUCA
Lotus japonicus is the source of this 881-nucleotide messenger RNA. RefSeq names its product photosynthetic NDH subunit of subcomplex B 3, chloroplastic. Gene Ontology annotation, molecular function: 2 iron, 2 sulfur cluster binding. Gene Ontology annotation, biological process: P450-containing electron transport chain. Lineage: Eukaryota; Viridiplantae; Streptophyta; Magnoliopsida; Fabales; Fabaceae. The coding region runs from base 177 to 659 and encodes 160 amino acids. Gene Ontology annotation, cellular component: mitochondrion. The transcript has 6 exons. The record is from RefSeq and is a predicted model, not a curated record.